AUGGCGACAACAGACAGCGACAUGGCAGCCGCCAAGCCCAACGACAACUCGAAGCCGCCGCGUGCUGAGCCAAACAAGGCCUCAAAGAUGCCGGCGUGGAUCGUGGACAAUCUCAAGUCGGCUCGCUCGCUCCGCAUCCUCGCACGAUGCUGGGUCGCAAGCUGGGCUGCCUUCGUCCUCAUGAUCCCCGGACCGCCUCUGCGGGUGCUCGGACAGGCGGCGUUCUUCUCGUGCAUGCUCACGCUCAUGGUGCCACCCUCGAUGCCGUUCUUCAUCUUUGUGCUCGCUUUCGGCAUGCUCGUCGUGGGCGCCUUGACCGGCUGGGCAUGGGGCUGUGCGGCUGCUGCCGCCGCUUCGCGCGCUAGAAGCCAGCAGCUCUUGCAGUCCGCCGUGGGCAGGGUGCGUGCCGGAGCAGCAAGCGCCACCAAUCCCGAGGCCUACGUCACCGCCGCCGUCUUCCGCGGCGAAUACCUCGACGUGCGCUCCACCGCCGUCUACGGAGUGUUCCUCAUGCUCGGCGUCUACCUCGUGGCCGUCAUGCAGGUCAAGCUGCCCAAGCUCAAGAUCGGAUCCAUUUUCUUGAUGAUCGUGCUCGACAUCAUGACCACCUACGGCCCCCUCUUUCCCUACGCACGCUACACGCUUGGCGAGAUCUUUAUGAUUCCCAUCGGAUGCGCCAUGGCCAUCUGUCUUGCGGCGCAGAUCCUCAUCUUCCCAGAGACCCUCUCGUACUCGUGGCAGCUCAGCUUCGUCGCCAUGCUCGACACCACACGCUCUUUGCUCCAUCUCCACACUGACGCACUCGCAGACGUGGCCAAGCAUCACGACCCCGCCUCCACGCCUUCGGCUCGUCCGCACCUCGACCAGCCGUCCAGCGACUACCUCCAGCUCAGCCUCAAGGCGGAGGAGGAGGCAUCCACCACAGCCGCCGGUCUGCUCGCCAAAGUGCAGGCCAACCGUACCGCCCUGGCCGAGCAGCUCGAAGGCUUAAACGGCAUGACCGCCUUUCUCGGCAUGGAGUUCUACCGCUCCUACUUGAGCGCGCACGACAUGAAGCUCAUGUACAGAAAGACGCGCUCGGUCAAUCUGCAGCUCACGCUGCUCGGCUCCUUCUGGCGUCUCGUCCACCACGAGCUCGGCAUCAGCGACCCUAGCACCUUCCACGAAGAGCGCGAUGCUUCCGAGUUCGAGGAUGGCUACGACGUCGAUGGGCAACACGGCACCGAGGCGGUGCCGACCAAGGAGAAGCUGCAGCCCAUCCGGCUGCACGAGACGGUGACCAUCCAUCGCGUGCGUCGCGACAUCUUUACGAGCGAGGCGCAGCAGCAGGUCACCAUGUCGCGCAUGCUCAACAUCCUCAACCGCGUCUCGCAGCCGUCGCUCGAGGCUGCAGCCGACUCGAUCGGUGCGGUGCAGGCGUACUUUGGCGCCAACCUCGCGUGGAGGCAGAAGCAGCCCAUCGACCAGGUGCUCGCCCAGCUGCACGAGUCCCGGUCCAAGCUCGAAAGCACGCGUCGAGAUCUGCUCAACGACCGCCGUCUGGAGCUGCUGCAGCCGUAUGCCGAACACUUUCGCGCCACGCAUCCGGAUUUCGACCUGGAAGAGCACUUUCUGCAGACCAAGGAGUCCAUCCACUCGUUCCGCUCCGGUGCGCGACCUCUGCACGUCUGCCUCGUGUUUGUGACGAACCUCAUCGAUACGCUCGAGUCCAUCUCGCAGUUCCACGCCGAGAUGGUGGCGAUUGCGGAUCGCGCAGGCACCAAGAAGCGCAUCUGGUGGCCCAAGCAUCUCGGACGCCUGGUGCGCGUGCUCACGAGCGACAAGCGCGGCUCCUCGGACGGUCUCGAUCGAUUCGGUCCCGCCGAGGGCGAAUUCGAGAGGGAAGACGACAUGGACCGCGACUUUCGACAGGAUCGUGCUCAUACCGCUUCGGAUGGCGCAUCCAGCCAAGGUCACAAUGUCGCCGACCACCUCGAGGGCGAGAGCGAGGCGGAGGAUGACGACACGCUGGCCGCACAGUCCGGCGCUCCACGGGAUCGAGACGAGGAGAAGGCUGCUGUGCCUGCCAAGGCGAAGAAAGCCAGGCGGGAGCGAAAGCAGACGCACUACGCUCGCGAUCCGGACGCCCUUCCGCCGACGAGUGUGGCGCACCGGAUCGGACGCGGAGUGGCGGCGACGUACUACUUUGUGAGCGGGCCGACGGGGGUGUUUGCGCUGCGCAUGUGCAUUGCGACGUUUGCGAUCUGGAUCACGGCGGUGCUGCCCAACACGGCGCAGUUUGUGUACACCAACCGCGGCAUCUGGGCGCUCAUCAUGGCGCAGACCGCCGCGGCGCUCUCGGGCGGCGAGCUGGUGUUUACGUUUGCCAUGCGCUUCAUCGGCACGGUCAUCGGCUUACUCUACGGCGCCGUGCUCUGGUACAUUUCGACGGGCCUUGGUCGAGGCAAUGCGUAUGGAAUCGGUGCGGCGACGGCGGUGGGUUUCCUGCCGCUGGUGUUUCUGCGCGUGUUUGCGCCCAAGAUGCUGCUGCUGCCAGCGAUCAUGCUCAACGUGUCGGUGGUGCUGAUUGUGGGCUACUCCUGGAUCGACACGCACCUGCAGGUGACGGUGAACAGCGGCGUGGGCAUCGAGGUCGCGUGGAAGCGUACGCUGCUCGUGAUCAUCGGCAUGGCGGUGGCGCUGAUCGUCAUGGUGCUGCCGCGGCCGGCGUCGAGUCGACUGCUGCUGCGCAAGAGCAUGGCCAAGGUGACACGCCAGCUCAACGAGCUGUUUGUCGAAGUGAUGGAGGUGUGGAUCGCCCGCAACCGCCUGGUGGAGCAAGAGUCGGAACGAGCCCAGUUCGCGAACCAGCUCGACACGAACGGGGCCGACGCCAAGGUUUCGAGCAACGAGGCGAUUCUGCAGCUGUGGCAGGAGCGGGAGUCGUUGAUCCGCGCGCGAUUCAUGGGUGUGAAUGCGCGCGUGGCCAUGUAUCCGAUGCAGAUCGGGCUUGCCACGAUGGACUUCCACAUCCGCGGACGCUGGCCGGCCGAGCGGUACGUGCAGAUGGCGGGCGUGCAUGCGACGAUCGUGGAGUCGCUCGGAGCGAUCCUGUGCAGCGUGCGCGCCUUCGACGGCAUCGCGACGCUGUCGGAGGGCGACAAGCCACGUGCAACUCCUGGAACAAACGCACGAAGCCACAUGGACUGGGAGGUGAUGCUGUCGUCGUCGACGGCGUUGCUGGAUCCGCAGUACCUCUCCGAGAUCUGCCUGACGUUUGACGUGCUUUCGAAAGCGCUGCGAAACGGCGAGCGGCUCAACCACGCGUCGUUUUCGCUGCAGGAGAACCACUUCAAGUAUUCUGCUCGCAACCGGCGCAUCGGCGAGCUGCUCCGCAAGGGCGCUGACGGUGGCCGUGGAGAAGGCUCGGACGUGCUGCGAUGGAGCGUUCUGCGCGAUCCGAUGUAUUUGCGCUACACGACGGCGAGGAUGGCGGCACUCACGUUGGCUACGGAGCUGGACAAGCUGCGCGCGAUUGUGCAGUCGCUCGUGGGCGAAAGCUCGCUGCGUGGCUUCGACAUGCUCAAGGACCAGCACGACGAGCGACUGUAUCGUGUCGCCCGCCAGGCUUAG
Moesziomyces antarcticus is the source of this 3612-nucleotide messenger RNA. RefSeq lists its product as uncharacterized. Bases 1 to 3612 code for a protein of 1203 amino acids. The record is from RefSeq and is a predicted model, not a curated record. The transcript has a single exon. NCBI's taxonomy places the organism in Eukaryota, Fungi, Basidiomycota, Ustilaginomycetes, Ustilaginales, Ustilaginaceae.